AUGUGGACCGAAGUAUUCACACAAUGCCAGCGGGUGGCCUCCAAGGGUCCUCGCUCAUUGUUUGAAGGAGCUGCCAAACUGCCCCGCCAGGUGGCCGUCACUAUUCCACCACACUCAGAGAUGGUGGUUUGGACCUGCGUAACUAAUAAUGCGCCGGGGAAUCCAUGUACGGUGCUGGUGGAACCCCUACCUGGUAGUGAUAAUGAGUGGUGUAUUGGGCGCACUCUGGCCACCUUAAGUGGAGGCAGAGUCCCCUGUCGAGUAUGCAACCCAAAUCCCUAUCCUGUGGAGGUCCCCCAACGGGUACCCCUAGCCCGGGUUACAGAGGUGGAAACUGAUGACAUUCAAGGGGAACAGGAACUAGUUUUCAGCCAGGUGGAGCCUGAUGUGGUAGAAGUAGCGGUGAGGCGUGUGGGGAUUUCUGCAGAAGCUGAUGAGAAUCUUCACCCAAUAUUGUCCUUACAGGGGGAUGGCCUUACGGAGGAACAGCAGCAACAAAUGAACAAUCUACUUCGGAAAUGGAGCGGCAUCUUCUCCCAGCAUGAGGACGAUUUCGGUCGCACCAACAUAGUAAGACACCAGAUCCCCACAGGUGUUGCCCCGCCUAGCCGAGAGCGUUACCGCCCGGUGCCUCCGAGCCUUUAUAGCGAACUCCAAGUCCUUCUUAAGAACAUGCUGGAGAAUGGCGUUAGCCGGCCCUCAAGGUACGCGGAAACUGAAGCAGAGCUUGAGACGAGACUCGACAGCAGGGACACGCAGAAGGGACACGCAGGACACUCGAGGAGCGGCCCCAGGAGCAGCCCCUGUACCAGCCCCGGUACCAGCCCGGAGCGGCACCAGGAUCAGCGCAGAACAGACGAGACGGGUCGCGAGUCUUCUGUGGCGGACGGACGCGGUGCAGCAGGAGCGGCCCAGGGAUUUACAGGACGCCAGGGUUCGAGACGCACAUCCAAUCUGCGCGCGCGCACUAUCGGAGCCCACCAGGAGUGUGGAGAAAAGGCCAGCACCAAGCUAAGUAAAGGGACUGUGACCGAGGCUCGGACAGACGUAGGCAGACGCGCGCUCUGGGAGUGCGGGCAGACUGGUACGCGGAGCCAGCUCGGCCUGGAUCAGCAGCGGACCAGACCAGCCCGGGGUGGCUAG
Knipowitschia caucasica is the source of this 1143-nucleotide messenger RNA. The record is from the annotation of a GenBank genome assembly. Lineage: Eukaryota; Metazoa; Chordata; Actinopteri; Gobiiformes; Gobiidae.